Molecule: messenger RNA, 1280 nt
Organism: Leopardus geoffroyi (Geoffroy's cat)
Lineage: Eukaryota; Metazoa; Chordata; Mammalia; Carnivora; Felidae
Gene: ARL6IP4
Product: ADP ribosylation factor like GTPase 6 interacting protein 4
Exons: 6
Coding region: 342-1064 (240 amino acids)
Source: RefSeq, a predicted model, not a curated record
GCCCAGGCCGGAAGUCGCCUCGCCGCCGCUUCCUCACGCGAAGGCGUGGCGCGGGUCGGGUGGUCCCGCCCGAUGGGCGGUUGAGGAAGGGACGGAGCAGCUGCGGGGACCUUCCCCAAGGCUGCGAGGCGGCGGAGGCCGCGCGGGUGGAGGACAGGAGCGCGCGGGGAGGGAUUCGGAACGCACCUGGCAGCCGGGGACCGCGGCCGCUCCUAGGGGCGCCAGAGCGCCGGUGCGCAGGCGUGGAGCGGCCGGGCGGGGGCGAGCCCUUAAAGGGGUAGAGGAUCCGGGAGUCGGCGCAGGACCUGAGGUCCCCGGGGGUCGGGGUGGCCCGCGGCGCUAUGGCUCACGUCAGCUCUCGCAAGCGCUCGAGGAGUCGAAGCCGGUCCCGGGGGCGAGGGUCCGAAAAGAGAAGGAAGAAGAGCAGUAAGGAUGUCCCGAAGAGCUGCUCGGCUUCUAGAUCCCAAGACCACAAGGCCAGCACCAUCUCCUCUGGGGCGGAGGCCUCACCUUCUCCCUGCAUCACAGAGAGAAGCAAGCACAAGGCCCGGAGGAGACCACGAUCCAGCUCCUCCUCCUCUUCUCCCAGUUCUUCUAGCUCUUCUUCCUCUUCGUCCUCCUCCUCUUCCUCCAGUGGUGGCCGGAAGAAGCGGGGGAAGCACAAGGACAAGAAGAGGAAGAAGAAGAAGAAGAAGAAAAGGAAGAAGAAGCUGAAGAAGAAAGGCAAGGAGAAGACAAAGGUACAGCAGGGGGAGGCUCUGCCGGGACCCUCGCUGGACCAGUGGCACCGAUCAGCCGAGGAGGAAGAGGACGGCCCAGUCCUGACGGAUGAACAGAAGUCCCGCAUCCAGGCCAUGAAGCCCAUGACCAAGGAGGAGUGGGAUGCUCGGCAGAGUGUCAUCCGCAAGGUGGUGGACCCGGAGACAGGACGCACCAGGCUCAUUAAGGGAGAUGGCGAGGUCUUAGAGGAAAUCGUAACUAAGGAACGACACCGAGAGAUCAACAAGCAAGCUACCCGAGGGGAUGGCCUGGCUUUCCAGAUGCGAGCAGGGCUGUUGCCCUGAGGGCCCUGCUGGCUAAGUGCUGGUGGCGUGGCCUGGAGACUGGCUUCAGAGUGGGCAGCAGGAAGCCCAGUGGGUGCUGUUUGCCUUUCCUCCUGCGGACUGGCCUCUGGCCCAGCCUCCUCUCAGAUGUAGGGGGUGAGGACGGGGUCACUGGCCUCAUCAGCUCCUCCUGCAAGAGCAUCACUUCCCAAAUAUUAAAUGUUCCCUGGUUGGAAA